Molecule: messenger RNA, 4639 nt
Organism: Chaetomium strumarium
Lineage: Eukaryota; Fungi; Ascomycota; Sordariomycetes; Sordariales; Chaetomiaceae
Product: DNA-directed RNA polymerase II subunit RPB2
Exons: 2
Coding region: 402-4250 (1282 amino acids)
Biological process (GO): DNA-templated transcription
Cellular component (GO): RNA polymerase II, core complex
Molecular function (GO): DNA binding; ribonucleoside binding
Source: RefSeq, a predicted model, not a curated record
CAUCACAAAUACCAAACCAUCAACCACCAUCUCUCUGAGACUCAACCGCGCCUGCACGUAAUCGCAAAUCGUGCCAUCCUCAGGACGCGGUUUGCUUUCAUAGCACUUCGAUCUUGCGCUUAGUUGAUGAAUAAGGCUUUGCGCCCAGAGAACUGAUGCGCCCGCCCACCGUCGGUGGCGAUUUCUAAGCCUGCUCAGGUCGCCUCCAAGCGACGUCCAGUGCAUCGGUGUUGAAGUUAUCUAACCCCUCCUUGCGCAGGUGAUUCUGAACUGUGCUUCUGCACCUUCUAUUCGCACAGCGAGCAACCGACUCCCUCGCUUUCGAACGUCCAUCCUUUCGUUUACCGCACCCUCGAUUUCGAAGUCCGAGUUCCCAAACCGCCUCGACUUCUUAGCUCAGAAUGACCGACUACGCGACCCAAGGUCAAUAUGGCGAGUACGCUGAUACGUACGAAAAUGAGGACAACUAUGAAAAUGGGACCGGCUUUGAUGAUGGCACGGGCUUCAGUCCCGAUGACAGCAUCACGCCCGAAGACUGCUGGGAGGUCAUUUCUGCCUAUUUUGACAUGAAGGGCCUGGUGUCGCAGCAGAUCGAUUCGUUCGAUGAGUUCACGUCAACCACUAUACAAUCUCUCGUCGACGAAUAUGCCGACCUUACACUGGACCACCCCAAUCCCGGUGAUGACAGCGGCCGAGACGUCGUGAUGCGCAGAUACGACGUCCACUUCGGGAACGUUAUGAUUUCUAAGCCGACGCUUACGGAGGCCACCGGCGAAACCACCUGUCUCUUGCCUUACGAGUGUCGGGACCGUAAUUUGACCUACUCUGCGCCUAUGUUUUGCAGAGUCGAGAAGCGCGCCCGCCUUGCGAUAAACGAGCCGAUCCCUCUUAACGAGAUGGACGACGAGCAGCAGGAGCAUCUCAAACAGUUUGGCGAGCACCCGAAAGCGCUCCGGUGGGAAGAAGAGGACACCGGGCCACGAGAGGGUCCGUCAAAGGGAGGUGAUGACGAAGAGAAGGGGGAUUUAAUUUUCCUUGGCAAGCUCCCUGUGAUGGUCAAAUCGCGGGUGUGUCAUCUGCGCGAUGAAGACGACGACUCGCUCUUUUCGCUUAACGAAUGCCCGUACGACCAGGGUGGCUAUUUCAUUAUAAAUGGCAGCGAGAAGGUCUUGAUCGCGCAGGAGCGCUCGGCUGCGAAUAUCGUGCAGGUGUUCAAGAAACCGCCAGGAGGCAACGUUUCAUACCAGGCCGAGAUCCGCUCCGCGCUGGAGAAAGGCUCACGGCUCAUCUCGUCCCUGCAGAUGAAGCUGCACAGCAAGGCCUCGCCCGACAGGGGAAGGCUAGCGAACACCGUCAGCGUCACUCUCCCCUACGUUCGGGAAGACAUCUCUUUGGUCAUCGUUUUCCGCGCCCUUGGUGUUGUCUCAGAUGAGGACAUUCUGAACCACAUCUGCUACGAUCGGACGGACACGCAGAUGCUCGAGGCGCUGCGCCCGUGCAUCGAGGAGUCGUUCUGCAUCCAGGACCGCGAAAUCGCCCUGGACUUCAUCGGCAAGCGCGGAAACGGUAACACUGGACAGAAUCGAGCGAACCGCAUCCGUGCGGCCAAGGACCUCCUUCAGAAGGAAAUGCUGCCUCACAUCUCGCAAACUGAGGGUUGCGAGACGAGAAAGGCCUUUUUCCUCGGCUACAUGGUCCACAAGUUGCUUCAAUGUGCCCUAGGUCGGCGUGACACGGAUGACCGUGACCACUUCGGCAAGAAGAGACUGGAUCUUGCGGGGCCUCUGCUUGCGAAGCUGUUCCGUGGUGUCGUUCGUCGCGUCACCCAGGACUUGAUGUCGUACAUGAAGCGCUGCAUUGAAACGAACAAGAACUUCUCGCUCGCCCUGGGCAUUAAGUCUGCGACAAUCACAAACGCACUGAAGUACUCGCUGGCGACAGGCAACUGGGGCGAGCAGAAGAAGGCCAUGAGCUCUACCGCCGGCGUGUCGCAAGUGCUGAAUCGAUACACGUUCGCGUCAACACUGUCGCACUUGAGGCGGACGAACACGCCUAUUGGGCGCGACGGCAAGCUGGCGAAACCCCGCCAGCUUCACAAUACCCACUGGGGCCUGGUCUGCCCGGCAGAAACGCCAGAAGGUCAGGCUUGCGGCCUCGUCAAAAACUUGUCGCUCAUGUGCUACGUGAGUGUUGGCACGCCCGCAGAACCCAUCAUCGAGUUCAUGAUCGCCCGGAACAUGGAGGUGCUCGAGGAGUACGAGCCGCUCCGGUAUCCCAACGCCACCAAGGUGUUUGUCAACGGCACCUGGGUUGGCGUUCACCAGGAUCCCAAGCAUCUGGUCUCAUUGGUCCAGGGUCUUCGGAGAAAGAACAUCAUCUCCUUCGAGGUUUCGUUGGUGAGGGACAUUCGCGAUCGUGAAUUCAAGAUCUUCUCUGAUGCGGGCCGUGUGAUGAGGCCGCUCUUCACCGUCGAACAAGAAGACAACAGCGACAGCGGUGUCGAGAAGGGCCAACUGCUCCUGAAGAAGGAGCAUAUCCUGGAGCUGGAGAAGGAUAAAGAACGGGGCAAAUACGAUCCCGACUAUUGGGGAUGGAAGGGUCUGCUGAAGUCGGGUGCCAUCGAGUACCUGGACGCAGAGGAGGAAGAAACGGCCAUGAUCUGCAUGACUCCGGAGGACCUCGACAUGUAUCGGCUCACCAAGUUGGGGUUCAGCGUGGACGACACUUCAGGUCAGGGCAACACCCGAAUCAGAACGAAGACAAAUCCGACCACGCAUAUGUACACACAUUGCGAGAUCCACCCAAGCAUGCUGCUCGGUGUAUGCGCCAGCAUCAUUCCGUUCCCGGACCAUAAUCAGUCUCCGCGGAACACCUACCAGUCUGCUAUGGGGAAGCAGGCUAUGGGUUUCUUCCUGACAAAUUACUCUCGCCGCAUGGAUACGAUGGCGAACAUCCUUUAUUAUCCUCAGAAGCCACUGGCGACGACUCGGUCGAUGGAGUUCCUUAAAUUCCGCGAGCUUCCGGCCGGGCAGAAUGCCAUCGUCGCCAUCGCAUGUUAUUCCGGCUACAACCAGGAAGACUCUGUAAUUAUGAAUCAGAGCAGUAUCGACCGCGGUCUUUUCCGCAGUCUCUUUUUCCGGUCGUACACCGACUGCGAGAAACGCGUGGGGAUUAAUAUCGUGGAGAAGUUUGAGAAGCCCAACAGGAGCGACACGCUGCGUCUGAAGCACAGCACGUACGAGAAGCUUGACCCAGACGGCAUCAUCGCUCCGGGCACCCGCGUCUCAGGCGAUGAUAUCAUCAUUGGCAAGACGUGCCCUAUCAACCCUGACAAUGCUGAGCUGGGCCAGCGAUCCACUCAGCACGUUAAACGCGAUGCAUCCACGCCGCUACGCCCGACCGAGAGCGGCAUUGUCGACCAGGUCAUUCUGACGACUAACCAGGAUGGCAUGCGCUACGUCAAAGUCAGGGUGAGGACGACCAAGAUCCCACAGAUUGGAGACAAGUUCGCGUCGCGCCACGGCCAGAAGGGUACCAUUGGCGUCACGUAUCGGCAGGAGGAUAUGCCCUUUACAUGCGAGGGCAUCACGCCCGAUAUCAUCAUCAAUCCUCACGCCAUCCCGUCUCGUAUGACCAUCGCCCAUUUGAUCGAGUGCUUGCUCUCCAAGGUGGCCACGCUCAAGGGCAUGGAGGGCGACGCGACGCCCUUCACCGACGUUACGGUCGACUCCGUCUCGACCCUCCUCCGCGAGCACGGCUACCAGUCGCGCGGCUUCGAGAUCAUGUACCACGGCCACACGGGCCGGAAGCUGCGCGCCCAGGUAUUCUUCGGCCCCACGUACUACCAGCGUCUGCGGCACAUGGUGGACGACAAGAUCCAUGCGCGCGCGCGCGGCCCGCUGCAGAUCAUGACGCGGCAGCCGGUAGAGGGUCGUGCGAGGGACGGCGGGCUGCGCUUCGGAGAAAUGGAGCGCGACUGCAUGAUCGCGCACGGCGCGGCCAGCUUCUUGAAGGAGCGGCUGUUUGAAGUGUCUGACGCAUUCCGCGUGCAUAUUUGCGAGAUUUGCGGGCUCAUGACGCCGAUUUCAAACUUGACCAAGCAGUCAUUCGAGUGCCGCCCCUGCAAAAACAAGACCAAGAUCGCGCAGGUACACAUCCCGUACGCUGCCAAGCUGCUCUUCCAGGAGCUUAUGUCCAUGAACAUCGCCGCGCGCAUGUUUACCAGCCGGUCGGGUAUCACGGUGCGCUGAGGGGACGGAGCUGGGAGUCCGUAUGGAUGGUUUCCUAGGAUCGGGGAGAACAAAAGCGGGAGGAUAUCAUACCAUAACUCUGCGUGCAUUUGAGGGUCGUUUCGGCGUUUCGUUUUCCUUUUUCUCUUAAACCUUGCGGGGUGGUCUAACUGAGGCAUUCUACCCCAGCCUUUGGUUUAGUACCUGCAUGAUUUUGCAAGAGGUGACUUUUGGCCGCUUGGUUGCGCACUGGCGCUGGGAGAAUAGCUCAUUGGCGGUGGUUCCGUAUGGUUCUUUAGAGGAGGGUGUGAGCCGGGAGGGGGAAAGAAGUUGUGGCUGUAAUGUAGUUAGAUACCGGAGCAUAGAUGGCCCGGCCGCUUCUUACGCGGUUUUGUACAAUGGCUGGAGAU